GACAGGGAGUCUUCUGAGUGCAUUGGAGGCAACCAACAAAUCCAUCCAGGGAAAGGAGAACCAAAAUGGGCAGCAGCUGAAGCCAUCAUCUGAGCUCCACUGGGGAGCCCAGAGGGGAAAAGAGACAGCCAUGUUCACAGACUCAAGGACAAGAGGAAGCAGGAAGGCUGGAAAGGGAGGGCAACAGGCCAUGUUGAUAGGAAGGGAGUGUGUGUGUGAGUGUGUGUGAGUGUGUAUGUUUGUCUGUGAGUGUGUGAAUAUGUUUGUGAAUAUGUGUGUUGGAAUAACUGUGGGAGAUUGUGUGUGACUGUAUGUGUGUGAGUGUGUGUGUGUGUGUGUGAAUGUGUGUGAGAGUGUGUGCGUGUGUGUGCGUGUUUGUGAGUGUGUGUGAACAUUUCUGAGUGUGUAUGAAUAUGUCUGUGAGUGUACAUGUGAAUGUGUGUGAAUUUGUGUGAAUACAUGUUUGAGUGUGUAUGUGAAUGUUGUGUGUGUGAAUGUGUGUUUGUGAGUGUGUGUGAAUGUGAGUGUGUGUAUGAGUUUGUUGUGUGUAAAUGUGUUUGUGAAUGUGUGUGUUCAUCUGACUGUGUAUGAGGUGUGUCUGUGCAUGUUCCUGCAUGUGCUUGUACGAUUGUGCAUGCACUUCUAUAAGCAGAAGAAGUCUAAGACAGCUGUAGAUGAAUGGCUCUUAGUGUUAAGAGACCUCAGAGGGGAAUAUUGGGGUAGUUGGCUGUUCUGGGCAACUUAGAGAUCAGGACAAUGAUGAAAACAUCUUCCCAUUUCUCAGAAGACAAUACUGGCAUGGGGUCCGCACAGUAACAGUGCUCCUGAGAGGUUGGAGAGAAGUCAGGCUAACAAGGGAAGAAGUUGCAGCAGGAAGGAAAUAACAAGAAGCUGACAGGCUGCUGCUGGUGUGCAAGGCUGUUACUUCCCCAGUGCAGGGGGAACCUGUCAGAAGCCAGGUAGGACCCGCUGUGGGACUAGCACGAGGCUGUUUGGGCCAUUUAUGUAUUUAGAACACAGAUCCCUGAGCAGUCGGGCUUGGCAGUGUGAGCUAACCCUAACCCCAAGCCACUAGGGGUGGACAGAGACCCCUGGUCUGCGUGGGAAACUGUGUGGUGCUUGCAGGCCCAAGCCUCCUGCUUUAAAGACAACACUGCAUUCCAGACCACCUGAGGGCCAUCACAAUGGAGUUGGCUGUGGAGGUGGGAAGGAGCAAAGCAACUGCCCUCACCCUGAAGGUUUCCACUCUGAUUACAGUAUGACCCCCAGGGCCAGGGUUCAGAUCCAAGGAAGGAGUCAGGACAAAGUCCCAAGUUCUGAGGAGUGGCUCUCAGGGUCUGAGGGCUUAGCUGGGGCUUGGGUUGCUUUCACUUUUGCUCUUGCCUUCAUUGUGUACAUUGUCAAGUACACAGUACCUGAAACGGCCACUGGGAAGAGGUUCCUAGAAGACACGAUAAAAGUAGCUGUGAUUGCAAGUUACAAAUCCCAGGAUUUGUAUCACUGCACUUGGAUCCCCCUACGUGAGAAUGGGGAGUCUUGUGCAUUGCACUCUACUGCUGCUAUGGCUUGCGGCCGCCCUGGCCGCAACCCAUAACCGCGCAGGCUCACACUCGCUGCGUUAUUUCGCCACUGCCAUUUCCCGGCCCGGCCUCGGGGAGCCACGGUUCACCGCUGUGGGCUACGUGGACGACACGCAGUUUAUGCGCUUCGACAGCGACGCGGAGAAUCCGAGAGCGGAGCCGAGCGCGCUGUGGGUGGAACGAAUGGAGCCGGAGUUUUGGAAGAAGGAGACUCGGAUAUUCAAGAGGCACACCCAGAAUUUCCGAACUUGCCUUCAGAACCUGCUGCGCAAGUACAACCAGAGUCAAGAUGGUUCCCACACUAUCCAGGAUAUGCACGGGUGCUAUGUGGGACCUGAUGGUCGCUUCCAAAGCGGGCACUAUCAACACGCCUAUGAUGGCCAUGAUUACAUCACCCUCAACGAGGACCUGAGCUCCUGGACCGCAGCAGAUGCAGUGGCUCAGAUCACUCAACACGAGUGGGAGCAGGAUGGUGUAGCUGAGGAAUACAAGGCCUACCUGGAGGGCACGUGCGUGGAAACACUCCACAGAUUACUGGAGAACUGGGAGGAAACUUGGCAACACUUAGAACCCCCAAAGACACAUGUGACCCACCACCCCAGUCCUGAAGGUGAUGUCACCCUGAGGUGCUGGGCCCUGGGCUUCUACCCUGCUGAUAUCACCCUGACCUGGCAGUUGAAUGGGGAGGACCUGACCCAGGACAUGGAGCUUGUGGAGACCAGGCCUGCAGGGGAUGGGACCUUCCAGAAGUGGGCAGCUGUGGUGGUGCCUUCUGGAGAGGAGAAGAAAUACACAUGCCAUGUGGAGCAUGAGGGGCUGCCUGAGCCUCUCACCCUGAGAUGGGAGGCUCCUCCAUCCACUGUCUCCAACACAGCCAUGAUUGCUGUCCUGGUUGUCCUUGGAGCUGUGACCAUCAUAGGAGCUGUGGUGGCUGUUGUGAGGAAGAGGAGGAGAAACACAGGUGGAAAAGGAGGGGACUAUGCUCCAGCUCAAAGCAGCAACAGUGUCCACAGCUGUGACUCCUCUCUGGAGGCUUGAAAAGCCCUCCUUCCUGGUCCAGCAGACAUGAUGGGAAAUCUACAUCCUGUCAGUUUCAUGCUGCCCUGAGCUGCAGCCUUUCACUUCCACACCAAACAUAGAAAUCUGAAUGUGGAUUCGAUUGUGCAAAUCUUUGACCCGAGGGGUUGAUUAAUGGGUAAAUUAAGGGAUUGAGAAUAUUCUGAAUUUUGCGGAGAAAAUAAAUGGCAGUGUGGAGAACCUUCCAGAACCUGUGUCUCCUGUGCUGUCAGGUGGGACACGGGGAGGCUGUGGUCAUGCCCAUCUGGCGCCCACCUCAUGAGUCCUUUGGUGUGGUCUGGUCACCCCUCAGCUCUGUCCUCCUGAGAUCUUUUCUCUUUGUCACUUGGUGGAACGAGGGCCAGACAGACUGUUUGGAGGAGACAGGGGGACGACCUUAGCCUUGUUCUGUCCCCAGCAUUAUAAGCAUCUGCAGCAAGUCAGCCUUGGCUCAGUUCGAGCUCUGGUUCUGCACCCUUCUUCUGUGUUUAUUUCUGUGUCUUUUGACUUUGUAUGGAGGAAGAGGCCUGUUCCGGUUCCUGUGAGUGGUACCCGUCUCAUUCUCCUUUAGGGACUCUGACUCAUGGCAUUAAGUGUUUUUCCGUCCUUGUCCCUUCAAGGCCCAACUAGGUUCCUGCACUGGGCUGAGAACAUGAACUUCUUCCAAGGAGCACAUGUUCCCCAUCCAGGGUCUUUGCCUUGAGAUUCUUCCCUCCCUCCACCCAACCUUCCAGAGUCUAACUCCUGUCUGUAGGACCAACAGAAAGCAGCAGGGUCUCUACGAGAAUCCAGUCCUGUGGGGACUGUGUUCUGCUCUGCCUCACUUUGUAACAUGCUAUUCACCCUCACUCAGAAAACAUGCAUCAGGUUCACAAGUUCCUGAGCUCAAGUUUCUGGUGGGGGGGAGCAACUCAAUGGGAGCAAAGGUGACUGUUUUGGGUUCUCACACCAGCACUUGCUAAACGCAUUCCAGCUUUGACACUCCCCAGUGGGGCUCUCCAAUGGAAGGGCUUGCUGGAUGUAGAAGGCUCAGCUGCUGUCAGUCAGGAGCUAAGUGGUGCAAGGACUGUAUGAUGUAAGGAAAUAUACUUCCACACACUAAUGCCGCCUCUCUCUCUCUCUCUCUCUCUCUCUCUCUCUCUCUCUCUCCUCUCCCCCUUCCUCUCUCUCCCCCUCUCCUCUUCUCUCUCUCUCUCUCUCUCUCUCUCUCUCUCUCUCUCUCCUCUCCCCCUUCCUCUCUCUCCCCCUCUCCUCUUCUCUCUCUCUCUCUCUCUCUCUCUCUUUGUCUCUCUCUCUCUAACAGAGUUUCUCUUGGUGAAAAGCACUCCAGGGCUUGACUUUCAUACAAAAUUUCACUGGAAAAUACAGAUGUCUCUUCUGCGCGUGAAAACGGGGGUACGGACGUCAAAGCUGCCUCCCGUUAUUUACUGGUCGUUUGGCGGUGGCUUCCUUUGGUUUGUCUUGGUUUGCUUUUGAGGCAGGGUCUCUCUCUGUAGCUCUGACUGUCCUGGAGGUCACUCUGUGGACAAUGUCAAGGCACCUGUCUCUGCCUUCCGAGUGUUGGGGUUAAAGGCAUGAGCCACUAUACCUGCCUAGUAAGUAUCUCAUUUUAAUUGUCCUGUGGGGACAGCAGUGACUGCAGUGAGGUCUCUGCCACUUAUGUUGUUGGUGAAGUACGUGAUCCCACUUUGUGUAACCUAGGGGUCUUGUUUAUGAGGAGCCCCACACAGUUGGCUCUCAGCAUCAGUUAUAUAUGUAUGUAUGCAUGCAUGUAUGUAUGUAUGUAUGUAUGCAUGCAUGCACUUACUCAAUGUAAAAUUAUCUAUUUAUUUAAUGUAUGUGGGUAUUUUGACCCCAUGUGUAUCUGUGCACUACCUUUCUGCCUAGUGUCUGGAGAGGGAGGAGGAUCCUCUGGAACUGGAGUUACAGUUGUGAGCUGUUGUGUAGGUGCUGGGAUGUAACCCCAGGCCUCUGGCAGAGCAGCUGGAGCUCCUACCCACGAUCCCACCCCUCAGCCCCUUCAGCAUCAGUUCUUUACACACCUAAUGACAAGGCUGUCAUCAGCAUCCCUGUGAAUUCUGCUCUGUCCGCAGGAAACCUACAACUGUGUUCUCAGGCUGUCACAAGAGCUCUGGUGAACAGCCUUCUAAACAAACUUUACACGCUAUAAUGUGAUUUUUUUUUAAACAUCAGUAUUUUAACCACGAUUUCAUUAUAAAAUGGACAUUGUCCUUAAAUAAACUUUGAUUUUUUAAAAUA
Molecule: messenger RNA, 4895 nt
Organism: Rattus norvegicus (Norway rat)
Lineage: Eukaryota; Metazoa; Chordata; Mammalia; Rodentia; Muridae
Gene: RT1-O1l1
Product: RT1 class Ib, locus O1 like 1
Biological process (GO): antigen processing and presentation; immune response
Cellular component (GO): phagocytic vesicle membrane; lumenal side of endoplasmic reticulum membrane; membrane
Source: RefSeq, a predicted model, not a curated record